Molecule: messenger RNA, 307 nt
Organism: Acaulospora colombiana
Lineage: Eukaryota; Fungi; Glomeromycota; Glomeromycetes; Diversisporales; Acaulosporaceae
Source: the annotation of a GenBank genome assembly
CUGAAAAUCAAAUGCGACAAGUUAGUAUCCACUCGUGGAUUUCGUCCCGUCUCUGUUCGCGAACUCAACGUUUGGUUUAGACAGCUCUCUAGCACCAAGGGAUCGAGAUACGUGCUGGCAUCCGCUGAAGAGUCCUGGGCCCGUAUACAGGCGCUCUGUGUACGCGUACAGGACCUAGAGUAUGCUCUAGAUAAGGCUCAUGCUCUCGUCACAAACGCUUCGCAUCCGCUCCUUGACGUGGAGCUCAAAAAGAUUGGCCAGGACCCGCGGGCGGUGAUCAAGGGCAAUAGCAGUAACGCUACAUCGA